Spathaspora passalidarum NRRL Y-27907 is the source of this 345-nucleotide messenger RNA. RefSeq lists its product as uncharacterized. The annotation marks the transcript as partial. The record is from RefSeq and is a predicted model, not a curated record. Lineage: Eukaryota; Fungi; Ascomycota; Pichiomycetes; Serinales; Debaryomycetaceae. The transcript has a single exon.
AUGCCGGUUUUAAAUAUUCAAAUGAAUGAUCUUUCUAAUCAUAUGAUAGAUUUACUUGCCAGGUCCAGUGCAGAUAAAGAAGAAGCAUCCUGUCUUGUUAAACGAAGAAAUGAACUGCAGAAGAAAUAUCAAAAAGAUCUACUGCAUAAUCAACUUUUUGGGGGUCAAUUAUAUUCAUUAAAUGAAAAGCUCACGUUUGCAUACAAAUUAGACCAGUUAGAUAAAUGGAAGCAUGGCCGGGUGUUACUCUUACCCAACCCAGCUAAUAUCCGGGAUAAUGAUGAUAAUCCCAGAGGUGCUGUGGUUGAAGCUAUAGAUGUUGAGAAAAAAUGGGGCCAUUUGAUG